GAGCCGCCGCGGGGGGACGAUGCUGAUGCCUGCGUGACGGUCAGCAGCGAGCGCGACGAGCUGCUGCCAGCAUGAACAGGAAGAAGGGAGACAAAGGGUUCGAGAGCCCCAGGCCCUAUAAACUGACUCAUCAGGUAGUUUGUAUCAACAACAUAAAUUUUCAGAGAAAGUCUGUUGUCGGUUAUGUAGAAUUGACAAUAUUUCCCACGGUUGCAAACCUGAAUAGAAUCAAACUGAACAGUAAACAGUGCCGAAUUUACAGAGUAAGAGUCAAUGAUCUGGAAGCAGCUUUCAUCUAUAAUGAUCCAACGCUGGAGGUUUGUCACCAUGAGUCAAAGCAGAGGAAUCUCAACUAUUUUUCCAAUGCCUACGCUGCUGCAGUCAGUGCUGUGGACCCGGAUGCUGGAAAUGGAGAGCUCUGCAUCAAGGUUCCCUCGGAGCUGUGGAAACAUGUUGAUGAGUUAAAAGUCCUGAAGGUGCAUAUAAAUUUUUCUCUGGACCAGCCAAAAGGAGGGCUUCAUUUUGUGGUACCCAGUAUGGAAGGCAGCAUGGCAGAGAGAGGGGCUCAUGUCUUCUCAUGUGGUUACCAAAACUCUACAAGAUUUUGGUUUCCUUGUGUUGAUUCAUAUUCUGAGUUGUGUACCUGGAAACUUGAGUACACUGUAGAUGCUGCAAUGGUGGCCGUUUCAAAUGGAGAUUUGGUGGAAACUGUGUAUACUCACGAUAUGAGAAAGAAGACUUUUCAUUACAUGCUGACGAUUCCAACUGCAGCUUCUAAUAUCUCCCUGGCCAUAGGACCUUUUGAAAUCCUUGUUGAUCCAUAUAUGCAUGAGGUGACACACUUUUGCUUACCCCAGCUUCUGCCAUUGCUCAAACACACCACGUCGUACCUUCACGAGGUGUUUGAGUUUUAUGAGGAGAUUCUUACCUGUCGCUAUCCGUACUCCUGUUUCAAGACUGUUUUCAUAGAUGAAGCAUAUGUUGAAGUAGCUGCUUAUGCGUCCAUGAGUAUUUUUAGCACAAAUCUCCUACACAGCGCAAUGAUUAUAGAUGAAACUCCACUGACAAGGAGGUGUUUAGCACAGGCUUUGGCCCAGCAAUUUUUUGGAUGUUUUAUAUCCAGAAUGUCAUGGUCAGAUGAAUGGGUGCUAAAAGGAAUCUCGGGCUAUAUUUAUGGCCUUUGGAUGAAGAAAACCUUUGGUGUUAAUGAGUAUCGCCACUGGAUUAAACAGGAGCUAGAUCAAAUAGUGGCAUACGAACUGAAGACUGGUGGAGUUUUGCUGCAUCCAAUAUUCGGAGGAGGAAAAGAGAAAGACAACCCUGCAUCACACUUACAUUUUUCUAUCAAACACCCCCAUACACUGUCGUGGGAAUAUUACACCAUGUUCCAGUGUAAAGCACAUCUUGUGAUGAGACUGAUUGAGAACAGGAUCAGCAUGGAGUUCAUGUUACAGGUUUUCAACAAGUUGUUGAGUCUGGCCAGCACUGCUUCGUCUCAGAAGUUCCAGUCGCACAUGUGGAGUCAGAUGUUGGUUUCCACAUCUGGGUUUUUGAAAUCUAUCUCAAAUGUCUCUGGCAAAGACAUCCAACCUUUAAUAAAGCAAUGGGUCGAUCAGAGUGGAGUGGUAAAAUUUUAUGGUAGCUUUGCAUUUAAUAGAAAACGGAACGUAUUGGAAUUGGAAAUAAAGCAAGAUUACACAUCUCCUGGGACUCAGAAAUAUGUGGGUCCUCUUAAAGUGACAGUGCAAGAACUUGAUGGAUCGUUCAACCAUACGUUGCAGAUUGAAGAAAAUAGUCUUAAACAUGAUAUACCUUGCCAUUCUAAAAGUAGAAGAAAUAAGAAGAAAAAGAUUCCACUGAUGAAUGGAGAAGAGGUGGACAUGGACCUUUCUGCCAUGGAUGCUGACUCCCCUUUGCUCUGGAUAAGAAUAGAUCCUGAUAUGUCAGUCCUGAGGAAGGUUGAAUUUGAGCAGUCUGAUUUCAUGUGGCAGUAUCAGCUUCGCUAUGAGAGAGAUGUGGUGGCCCAGGAAGAAGCCAUCCUGGCAUUGGAAAAAUUCCCCACUCCGGCAUCACGGCUUGCGCUGACCGAUAUCCUAGAACAAGAGCAGUGCUUCUACCGAGUGAGAAUGCUGGCCUGUUUCUGCCUUGCAAAGAUUGCAAAUUCCAUGGUGAGUACGUGGACAGGACCACCAGCCAUGAAGUCACUUUUUACCCGAAUGUUUUGCUGUAAGACUUGUCCAAACAUUGUGAAGACCAACAACUUCAUGAACUUUCAAAGCUACUUUCUGCAAAAGACUAUGCCUGUUGCCAUGGCUCUUCUGAGAGAUGUUCACAAUCUCUGUCCUAAGGAGGUUUUAAUGUUUAUUUUGGAUUUGAUCAAGUAUAAUGAUAACAGGAAAAAUAAGUUUUCAGACAACUACUAUCGUGCUGAGCUGAUUGAUGCUCUAGCCAACUCUGUGACUCCGGCAGUCAGCGUGAACAAUGAAGUUCGAACACUGGAUAACUUAAAUCCUGAUGUUCGACUGAUUCUUGAGGAAAUUACCCGGUUCCUAAAUAUGGAGAAGCUUCUUCCUAGCUACAGGCAUACCAUUACAGUCAGCUGUUUAAAGGCUAUUCGAGUGCUUCAGAAGAAUGGUCAUGUUCCAAGUGAUCCUGCUCUCUUUAAGUCCUAUGCGGAAUAUGGACACUUUGUAGAUGUCCGAAUAGCAGCGUUGGAGGCGGUUGUUGAUUAUACAAAAGUUGAUAGAAGCUAUGAAGAGCUUCAGUGGCUCCUCACCAUGGUUCAUAAUGAUCCAGUACCCUACAUAAGGCAUAAAAUUCUGGAUAUGCUGACUAAGAAUCCACCUUUUACAAAGAACAUGGAGUCCCCUUUAUGUAAUGAAGCUUUGGUAGAUCAACUUUGGAAACUGAUGAAUUCAGGAACGUCUCAUGACUGGAGGUUACGAUGUGGGGCUGUGGACCUCUAUUUUACCCUUUUUGGCCUCAGCAGACCUUCGUGUUUACCAUUACCAGAGCUUGGACUUGUUCUUAAUCUCAAAGAAAAGAAAGCAGUGCUCAAUCCAACGAUUAUUCCUGAAUCGGUGACAAAUCCUCAGGAACCUGUGAACAGUGCGAACAAUCACGGACAGUCAGUAGGAUUUCAGAGCACCGAGGAUGAUCAUCUUGUUAAGGAAACAGUAUCCAGCAUUUCUGGUCAUCAGCAGGGGGUGAAGAGGAAGGCUGAUACGCCACUCGGGUCUCCCUUGGAGCCAGGGCAAAUACUAGAGAAGAAUGAAGAUAGUAAAGUCAAACUCAAAAUCAGAUUCUCAAACUCUCAAGAAGAGGAAGAGAUUGAUAUGGACACAGUUCAUGACAGUCAAGCCUUCAUUUAUCAUCAUUUGAAUAUGUUGGAGAGACCGUCAACACCAGGUAAAGAACAGUCUUCGGGAGAGAUAAUCAUGCACCCUGUCGCAGCAGCUCCACUCUCUGUAUUCAGUAAAGAGUCGAACUCCUCAAAACACAGUGAUCACCAUCACCACCACCACCAUGAGCACAAGAAAAAGAAGAAGAAACACAAGCAUAAGCAUAAGCAUAAACAUAAACAUGAUAGUAAAGAAAAGGAAAAGGAUCCUUUUUCUUUCUCUAACAGUCCAGCAAGCGCACGAUCAAUCCGUUCUCCAUCCCUUUCAGACUGAUAUCAGUGGCUCUAGGAUACAGCUUGCAAUAUUCUGAAUACUUAGAAGGAUGGGUAUAACUAUAGCUUCGAUCUCUUUUUUAUGGAUAUAGGAAUAUGUGAAUUGCCCUAGCAAUUCUGCAGUUCUGCCACAAUCCUAAUUGAAGUCUUCUAUAUGCAUAUGCAGUUAUUGAA
Messenger RNA from Tinamus guttatus (white-throated tinamou), 3847 nucleotides. RefSeq names its product TATA-box binding protein associated factor 2 (gene TAF2). NCBI's taxonomy places the organism in Eukaryota, Metazoa, Chordata, Aves, Tinamiformes, Tinamidae. The record is from RefSeq and is a predicted model, not a curated record. Gene Ontology annotation, molecular function: RNA polymerase II general transcription initiation factor activity; chromatin binding; transcription cis-regulatory region binding. Gene Ontology annotation, biological process: transcription initiation at RNA polymerase II promoter. Gene Ontology annotation, cellular component: transcription factor TFIID complex.